CCUCAUCCCGACUCGCUGGUGGAUACCGGUACACGGUUUGUUCAUCAAUACCUAGUCAAGGAAAGACAUGCCCGCAGUCUUGAGGCUUGUAGCCCAGUCUUGAACCGCCCCUCCAUCCCCAUCCACUUCUACACCGCCGACUACAGCUUUUGCUCUGCCGUUGCAGCAGCAGUUGCUCGCUCCCGUCCUCCGUGGGCUCACACCCUCUACCUGGAACUGCUCGUCCAGACAACUCAGGUUCCGCCUUGGAUUCUGCGAACAGGAGACCACCAAAACCACUGGAAAAAUGGCUCUUGGUCUUCAACCUCCACCUCCCGAGAACUGGGAACGCUGGCCUCAGCACCAUCCUACCAGCGCCGAUUAUCACAUGAUGGACACGGGUCUGCUGCCGUACGAGGCCCGGCCGGUAACCACGGCGCCUUUGCAACGACCCGUGCUGGCUCCGCAUUUCGUUCCUGGAACCUCUUACAAUCUCUCUUCGAUGAUGACCCCCGUGGCUUCUGCUCCCUACCAGGCGGCCGUAUCCUACAGUGGUUAUGUCUCUUACAGUCCUGCGUCAGCUCUGGAUGCGUCUUUCAAGUCCCAACAGUGUCUAGAUCGCCCGCAACCGCCUGGCAUGCACGACGAGUCCAGACUCCACAAUCCCCAAGAUGGAUGGCUUUCAGACGAUAGAAGCCCGAGUCCGUCCAUCAAGAGCGAAGCUCAGAUGUCUACAUCGGCUAGGUCGAUCAACUCGGACACCUCAACAACAACUGUAUCGACCGGCUCCAAGACGAUAGUGCCCAACGUGCGGGUGAACGGCGCUCCUGUGCAUGAGUUCCACACGCCUGUGGAUAAGCUGAUGAGGGCCAUUCAAGGCCUGAUGGGAGGCGACAAAUCAUCGACGGACCAGGCGGAGGCGAGUGAUUCGCAACAGACAGCCCAAGGAAAGCAGGCAAAGCCAAGACGCAGGAGGUUUUGCUGUGAUAUUCCUGGUUGCACCAAGACUUUUGCGCAAAAGAACAAUCUUGACACGCAUCGCAGAGCCCAUACUGGGGAGUGCCCUUAUAUCUGCAAAUUCUGUGGGGAGGGCUUUACUCAGGGUGUCAACUUUAAGUCACAUAUCCAUCGUCAUAUGGGAAAGAAGCCCUACAAAUGUCCUCAGUGCGGAAAGGCUUUCCCGCAGAAGGGAAAUGUCACGCAACACAUGAAAACACACGACAGGAGUGAGAUAUGGGUCUGCAAGUUGAAUAACUGCGGCAAGACAUUCACCACGCGCGGCAACCUAAAGCCUCAUCAAAACAAAUUUCACCAGGACACGAUAGACGCAUUCUUCGCCAAAUUUGCCACGGUUACUGACGUGAGCGAACUGUCUGAGGAGGACAAGGAGAUGGCCAAGUACUUGUGCGAUCUGUAUCCCCACGCCAAUAAGGGGAUCAAGGGGCGUGGGAAGGGGCGCAAGGUUAAGCGUCUGGUGUUGCCAUGCCCACAGCCAGAGCUUGGUCCUGCCGCGGACUCAGCCAGCAGCAACGCUGCCCACGCCCCCUAUCCGAUGCCGUUGCCCCACGCGCUUCCGCUGAUGCAGAUGCAAACACCACAGCCGACGCACCAUCCACACUCGUUCCCUGGCUUGAGCAACCCAGCGGCGUACAGCAUAACCAGGUCGAACAUGGUCGGUGUCGGCGCUCGAGGACCACAUGCCGGCUAUGGCAUGAUGACAUCGGAGGAGACAAGCGUGGUAGCCAACGGCCAGGUCUCCCCGUCAAGCCUAGCCCUCUACGAGGAGGACCACGGGCGGGAGCUUGCCUUUGGAGAUCGGAUGUACUGAACGCAUGUCAGACCCAUACGCCUUCUUUCCUCACUCUGAUUUUUCCUUGGCUGGCUUUUCUCUAAUUUCCCACGAAAAGCGCUAUCCGUUUUUGAUCUUUUCUCCUAAAUAUACAG
Molecule: messenger RNA, 1923 nt
Organism: Canariomyces notabilis
Lineage: Eukaryota; Fungi; Ascomycota; Sordariomycetes; Sordariales; Chaetomiaceae
Exons: 4
Coding region: 287-1807 (506 amino acids)
Biological process (GO): regulation of transcription by RNA polymerase II
Cellular component (GO): PcG protein complex; chromatin; transcription regulator complex
Molecular function (GO): RNA polymerase II cis-regulatory region sequence-specific DNA binding; DNA-binding transcription factor activity, RNA polymerase II-specific
Source: RefSeq, a predicted model, not a curated record